Perca fluviatilis (European perch) is the source of this 4263-nucleotide messenger RNA. RefSeq names its product NUAK family, SNF1-like kinase, 2 (gene nuak2). Gene Ontology annotation, biological process: protein phosphorylation; microtubule cytoskeleton organization; intracellular signal transduction. The record is from RefSeq and is a predicted model, not a curated record. The transcript is spliced from 6 exons. Gene Ontology annotation, molecular function: ATP binding; tau-protein kinase activity; protein serine/threonine kinase activity. NCBI's taxonomy places the organism in Eukaryota, Metazoa, Chordata, Actinopteri, Perciformes, Percidae. Gene Ontology annotation, cellular component: cytoplasm. Bases 306 to 2180 code for a protein of 624 amino acids.
AUUUGACGUGUCCGGCUGCUGGCGGAGCUCCGCUCGUGUUGCAGAAGCACGCUGUUGUCAGUAGGUCUCUGCGCUACAGAGGAGACAGACACUUUUUUGUGUCUGCAACAUUUAGUUCUAGUAAUCUGCUGCACAGUCGGAGGUGGAGAAGUUCAUUACACGUUUAUCUGAAUUGCACCUGAGCAUCUUUGGGAGCAACUAUUGCUCCGACAACGACAGAGCUCCGCACAGAGGAAUGCAAGUUAACAACGAUAACUUACCUUCCUCCGAAAAUACGCCGAAAAAGACAACAGUGUUGUGUCAGUAUGGAGGGCUUACAUUUUGCCCGUCUUUCGUCAAACCGAAGGCCGUCUGUGGGGUCAUUUUCACCCGGUGAAAAUGCUCCUGUUGGGAAAGCUCUGUCCCAGGUGACCGUGAAAAGACAAGCCGUGAAGAGACACCACCACAAACACAACCUGAAGCACAGGUACGAGUUUCUGGAGACCCUCGGGAAAGGAACAUAUGGCAAAGUAAAGAAAGCCAAGGAAAGAUCCGGUAGACUGGUUGCCAUAAAGUCGAUCAGAAAGGAAAAGAUCAAGGACGAGCAAGACCUGGUUCAUAUUCGCAGGGAAAUUGAGAUUAUGUCCUCACUCUGCCAACCGCACAUCAUCACCAUAUAUGAAGUAUUUGAAAACAAAGACAAAAUUGUGAUUGUGAUGGAGUACGCCAGCCGAGGAGACCUGUACGACUACAUCUGUGACAAGAGGAACAUCUCUGAACAGGAGGCCAGGCACUUCUUCAGACAAAUUGUAUCAGCUGUGCACUACUGCCAUCAGAAUGGAAUAGUGCACCGGGACCUGAAACUGGAAAAUAUUUUAAUAGAUGGCAACGGCAAUGUUAAGAUUGCAGACUUUGGGCUGUCAAACCUCUACCAUGGUGAUGAGUAUCUUCAAACCUUUUGCGGCAGCCCUCUGUAUGCUUCCCCAGAGAUUGUCAAUGGACGGCCAUACCGUGGGCCAGAGGUUGACACUUGGUCUCUUGGUGUGCUGUUGUACACUAUGGUUCAUGGCACCAUGCCAUUUGAUGGGAACAACCACAAGGCAUUGGUCCAACAGAUAAGCACUGGAAACUAUCGUAAACCCAAAAACCCCUCUGAUGCAUGUGGGCUUAUCCGUUGGAUGCUGAUGGUAAAUCCUGAGCGCAGAGCCACAAUAGAGGAGAUUGCAGGACACUGGUGGCUAAACUGGGGCUACAAGCAGCCAUUACUGGGUGAGACGAAGAGCAGUCCAGUAGAGCAGACCACUUCACUAGUCUCUCCAUCAACAUCACACCCUGCUGGGCUAGCUAGUGUGGCUAGUUGGCUGCGCCGUACAUCCAGACCGUUACUGGAGAACGGCUCCAAGAUGCGCUGCCUGCUCCGCUCACAGGGCAGUGGAGGGGAUGUAGUCCGGCAGCGCUCACUGCGACGGUCACGAAAGGAAAACAACGUCUCCCAGACCGUUCAUGAAGUAAGCACAGACAGUCGCCCCUCUAAGGGUAUUUUAAAGAGACGCAACAGUGUGAAACAGAAGGCAAUGACUGAAACCCCUGCUGUAGGUUCAGCGGAGCCCCAGAACGUUUUGGGUUUGUCCGCACCAGCUAAUGCUCCCACAGCUGCACUGCUGCCUCGCAAAGGUAUCCUAAAGAAGCCCACAGAGCAAGAGUCAGGGUACUACUCCUCUCCUGACAACAGUGACUCUGGCUGGGCACCACAAACUAAAGCGUGCCCUUCAGCACCAACCCAUAGGAAAGGCAUCUUGAAGCGCAACGGAAAGUUCUCCUCCGGUGGUCUGCAGGAGUUUGGCUCUCUGGACCAGCUGGCGGCUUCUUUACCCCACGGCAGCGCAAGGUCGAGACCGAAUGGGGCCAUCAGCGAGGACAGCAUUCUGUCUUCGGAGUCCUUUGACCAGCUGGAUCUGCCAGACUGCGUAGGUCCUCCAACACAAAUGAAUAAACCAGCCAAAGGUAUCAUGAGAGGAUGUGUGUCUGCUGACAACCUGCUGGACAUUAAAGAAGACGGGAUCCUUCAGAAAGGGUCGCUGAGGCCCUGGAACUGCUACGAGUCUGGAGUGGCCGACAGUGCCUUUUCUAUCACCGACUGUGAUAAUGUAACAGAGGCUUACAAACAGGCCAUGGUUAUACGAGGCUCUGCAGCAAGCUGAAGCCCGGUAAUUGGUAAAGGACACUGACUAAAGACUUGUUUAUCAUUCAGAUUGUUUAACUGACCGCAAACUACUGAAUAAGACAUGGUAGCCAAAGUGCAUGAAGUGAAAUUACCAGCACACUGUAGUGAUAACCAUUUUGGCUAACUUCAUGAAUUGCACAGUACCAAAAAGGCAGGAGGCUUCUUGUUAAACAUCAGAUUGUAUUUUAGAUGGUGAUUGGUAAAUGUGUUUAUAAAUAGCUUGUAAUUUUAAAUUUGAGUAAAACAGUAUUUUACAAAAAAUUAAGCUGCAGUUAAUAGUUAAAUGUCAUUUCAAAGAUCCUCAGUAGAAGAGAGCUGCGGUUGCUGUAAUUUUCAACAUGAGGGCUUACUAUCAAAGUGUAGUUAAUGCAGAAAGUCCAACCAAAACACUGGUCUUCAAUGUCAAAAAAAGAAACUGACAUUUACAGUCCCAAUAGGACUGUUGCUCGAUUAUUAUUUAAGCCACAAAGUCAGUGUCUUUCAGUGUCGACAGGACAUUUUGAGAAAGUGUUUGACUUAGCUCUGUUGGAUUCUAGCUGUGUGAUUUAGAUGAUCAUCUCUCAACCUUAUAUGUAUCUAAGAGAACAACAAUAACAACACACAGGUUCAAUGUUAGGAUGGGUAUAGGGUAUACUACAGAUUUUACUGUGCUUGAGGAUAUGGGGGGAAUGACAUUUCAUGGAUACCAAAGAGCAAAUUUGCUAAUGUCAUUGGACUUUUUUUGUUUCUUUAUUUAAAGCACCAGCAAAAAGUGCCAAGAGGAUGUCUGUUUGUAACAGGGACUUCAGAUCUGAGAGCUUUUUUUUUUUUUGUUGUGUCUUGCUCUUGAAAUGACUCUAAUUUUGGAUAAUGACUUGAAAAAUAAUCAUGACAUAUGACUCCCAUCGUGCGUAACCAGUAGAACCUGUUGCACAGGUGGCCAUUCACUCUGUGUGAAGGUGGCAGUUUGACAGGAAAGGUGUGGCUCAUUCAGUCACGCCUUUUUUGUUUUUGUUUUUUUCAAGGUCACAAAUUUAGGAAAAUGGUAACGUGUGUUUAAAAAGUGAAACCUUAAGCCCUAGCUAACUACUAUAUGCUGUGUAAAAUGGGUAACCUUGCAACUGAAGUUUACAGAUCAGUCAUGGAGCUCAGGUGUACUGAAUUGAGCAUUUUAAUUUAAAAUAUCUGAACACCUGGGGUGGUACAGUAUUUCGAACUAGAAGUUCAGCCGUUUAACUGUAAAAAAAAAAAGUAAAAGUUUUAUCCUGGCGACUCAAAUGGUAAAACUAACUUGAAUACCAGGUUUAAAAGUAAAAUCAUGAAUUACGCAUGCUGAUGAUGAAAAUUGAUUAAGCUUGAUAGGAUAUCUGGUUCCUACUUCUGCUUUAUUAAAUACCUCCUGGUAGUCAGAGGAAUGUCCACCGUUGCAUUUGUUUCUGUAGGAAAUGUCAUGCUGCACACUGGAGUUACUUAAUUGGAUUGACAUGCUGGCAUUAAAUUAUUAGAACAUCAAGCCAGCGCCUGGAACGGCACUUUAUCAGACCAUCGCAACCUGAUUGACCAUACAAUUUAUUUAUCAGCUAUCGUUGAAGUAUUGAGCUCUGGUAAUACAAAUUGCACAAGGCAGUACCCAGAGGCUGCAAAACCAUGCUAUUGUUCAGAAACUGGAAUUGUAAAAACUGUUUUGUCAGUUAUUUAUGGUUAAUCUUUCUCAACACUACUAGGCUCAUCUGGAAUUUAAAGCCUAUACAAUAGUCAACCAGGCAUUGCCUAAUUUCAACUGGAAGUUCUUGUUAUUCAUUUCUAAUCUGUCACAGGCAACUGAUCACUUGUUAUUGCUGUGUGACAGAGGAAGACGGGCCUAAGAUGGCGCGUUUCAUUUUUUUUGUACAUUUAAGUGCAUUUCAUUACAUCAUGGUCAUGUUUUUCUCUCCCCCUUGUCAAAGAUGUUGCAGGCUCUGCUUAUAUAUUUUCAACAAAAAACAUGUUUGCCAAAGUUACUGGGCUUAUGUAUAUGACUGUGUGAUCUGCCAUGCUGUUAUGACCGGGAUGAGAAAAUAAAUUUAAAAAACAGAACUCAA